AGCAUCCCACAUUUUUUGAGCUACUCCGUUAAUCAUUAUCUCUAUUUCGCUUCUGAGUUGGCAAGAUCUUGUCCUCUCUGCCUGUGACUUUUUUACCGUGCUAUUUGACGCUUCCGCCCAGGAUUCAGCGAAUGUAAUGCUAUAGAUGAAAGAAUUUUCGAAAUUAUUUUUCAACCGUAUUCGCCGUUCUUGGCAGUCCCUACCAUGGGUCAUAUCUUUCAAUUCCACCGUAGUAUUGCAAACCUCUACUGAAAUUAUUUAACUGAUGGCACAUCGUGUCUAUCCCAAGGGCUGUUUCCUUGUUCUUUAUAUCCAUUUCCAAUUGAUUUUGCGACGCUCUACCAUUUCUCAGCUUGGAUAAUAUACGGAAAGAAUUAGAUCUAGCUACACUUUAUACCAAAUACCUAUGCAUACGAUACCUGCUCUAUGCAUUUAUCCGUGAAUUGUUCCAGCUUUUUCUGACCAUUUCUCACUGUUUCAACUUCUUUCAACAAUGCUUGUUCAGUUCCAUCGUGAACCAGCUCCGUCCCUGUAGAGAUGAAAGUUUGAUACUCAUUAACCUGGUUCAGUGGAAUAAGUUUUUCGUACCCCUUCGAGAUUCCCUGUGAUAAAGGCAUUCUUGAGCGAUAUGCAGUUGUCCAUCUAAAUCUUGAAUAGCCUUUUGCAACACCCUGCGACACUCCUGCAUUCUAUCAUUUUCUAUUAUCGAACGUUCCAACUCCGAAGCGACUUCAUUGCGCCAAAAUGUUAUAUCAGUUAUUCUUUCCCCGAUUUUACGACCGGUGUCCCUUUGACCUCCUUGAACCUUGUCAUCGACCAGUCUGAUGUAAAAACCAAUUUCGGUAGAAUUCAAUAGUUUUAACAAACAAACAUGUCUCUUCCAAAUAAAAGGCAUGCAUAUUUACCGCAUUAGUUGCACAGUAUCACUGCUAAGUUUUUCAGAAAAAUGUCUGUUUGCGUCAGCUUCGUUGUAAAUUCUGAUUUGAUUUUGGAGCCAUUCGUAGGGUGUAUAUCUGGUAUACAACGCUGUACGUGCAGCAUGUGCAGGAUUUCGUUCGAAGCCAGUUACCAAGUUUGGAAAUUUUAGUGGCUCGGUGGCCAUGCCAUUCGGAGUGUAACAUGGAUCUACCAGUUGAUUUGUCACUGGUUGAGCGGGUCUGUUAUUGAAACCCACAAUAAUUUUAGAUAUUGCUAGAAUUACAUAUUAGAUUUCACCUCCACUAAUCUGAAUACCAACAAUGGAAUGACUUCGAUAUUUUCAUAGCCUAGAGUAGGACGCCAUGGAUGUGGUCUUGGCAUUCUGUAAUAUUCUCCAGUUCGAAGAGGAAUCGGUGGUCCCGAGAUUUGCUCCAUACAGGGCAGCGCUCCGACCGAACUCCACGGUUGAAGUUGCUGACGAAAAACAAACAUAUGGUUUUUCAAACAAAUUUAAACAUUCGGUAUGAAAUAUCGACUUGAACUUUGCUUAGUUUUCAACAAAAUUAUUUAUUUCUCACAGUGUACAUGAUAGUUUCCUCUUCUUUCUUGGAUUCUUUCUUUACUGCUGCCAUUGUAGUUGGAAAAUUUUUUGAAUAUGACUUUGAAUUUUAGUUCCUGCACCUCUGACCGUCAGUCUUCACACGAGUGUCUAAAAUGAUCGCAAUUUUAUAAAAGUUGAAUUUGUAUCUUGUUUCAAGUGAAGUAAGCAACUGUAGAAUCCCUGUAGCUCUACAUACACUCUAUGUUUAUUGUUUAAUGAAUAUUUGUCAGAAUAAACGUUCACCCAGUCCAACCAAGAUGCAGAUGAACGAGAAAGGGGAUGACGCAAAUGUUGGUGGAGGAUCUAUGAGCAUGGCACGAGCUGAUGCUGAUAUUCUGAACGCCAAUACAGCGUUAAAUAUUAAAGCAAAUUAUAUCGAAUAUGACUCCGUUAGACUAUCUCCACGCUAUAUGGAAUUCAAAGACGCCCUGGAAGGUAUGACGUUUCGUCAACUGUUCAUCAUUCAAAAUAUGGGAAAACAUCCAGCCCAUAUUCGUAUCUGCGCACCAAAUUCAAUAGCAUUUAAAAUCAAAACUCUGCAACGAGGGAUGUUUCUUAGCCCAGGGUUGAGGAUAUUGCGGUGGGUGCAUUACUCGUAUAAGAGGACCUCCGUUUUACACACCAUGAUCCCUAUUUACAUCAACUGGAAUUACAUCGACUACCACGUAAUCUGCACCCAAGCAACCGAGAAGUUAUCCAUAGAACCGUCAUCUUUGGAUUUUGGACUGGUAGACAUUGGCUCCACGUCUGGAAUAAAAAUACUUACUUUGAAAAACGAUGGCGGUAAAACUACCAGAUUUGCCAUUGACCUGGGGCCUAAUGAAAUAGAUUUGUCUAUAAAACCAAUGCGAGGACUUGUGCAUGCACAUUCUAAAAUACUUCUUCGAGUUGAAGUAAUUGGUGUGGAAGAAGGCACUUUAGUUGGAGAGUUCUGGAUAAAAUCAUCUCGAAAUAUACAGGUCCCUGUCAAAGUUAACAUAAUCAUACCGCGUUUGGUGGUUUACCAUCCAAACACAACCGGUGACUUUACUCUGAUAGAUUUUCCCUCUACAUUUGCUGGAACGACACGACGUGACACGUUAAUAUUGAGGAGCCUCUCAGCACAAGUUUCAAACUUCGUCGUUCUUGGAGAAAUAGACAGUGACUUGAUCCCCAUCAAGAAUAUCAACGUUGAAAAACACCCGGCAUUCCAAGUAUUUUCCAUACACCCACAUGAGGGACGAAUGGAUCCAUUCGAAGGCAGGGUCUUUAAUAUUGCCUUCUCGCCAACCAUCAAAGUUAUCAAAGAUUUAGAAGAAUUACGAAAACAAGGUAGCCAGGACUUUAUGGUUUUUGUACGCAUAUUCAGAGUUCAUUGUACCGAGGUGGAAGACAUAAUUAGAAAAGAAAUAGGAAUGGAUGACAGAGUGGAAGAGCCGUUCAAAAAAGUACAAUUGUUGGAACCGGGUUCAGCAGAAUCCUUAGCGCUGUCAGAAAACGAGGCUCCGGAACCACCCGGAUACGAAACUGUUCGCUUAUGCUUAUACGGGGUAACAGAAGAACCCCGUUUAAACUUUGUACCUGAUGAAUAUCAUUUCGGUGAUAUUUCAUUAGGAGAAACAGUCGGUCGAGAACUCACGAUAUCGAACCCAUCUCCUUCUAUCUCGGUUGUAUAUAAGUUUGUCCCAACUACCGGUGUCCGUUGUCAACCUACAUCUGGGCGGAUAAAUCAAAAAGACAGUCAUCAAGUUCUGGUGACUGUUAUCGGAAACUAUAACGUUAAACCACCCUUCAAAAUAGCGUUCGAUAUCAUUGUCAAAACUUGCAUGGCAAAUGAUGCAAAACCAUCCUUUGUGACUGCAAAACGAUGCCGUAUCCUUGGUUGGUACAAUCUGGUCACCCCUCCGGUAAAAGAUAGUUUAAAAAAAGAAAACAACCAUCAAGUAGUUAAUGCCAGCUAUUUUUCCGACUUAAACGUCGAGUACGCUUUAACUCCAGAAGAAGCUGAAUUCAGAUCACGUCAUCAUUUUUACUGGUCUGAUUAUCUUCGGCUUAGAAGAACUCGGAAAAGAGCGACAAUUUUGAAAAAUCCGGUAGUGGAGUAUUUUGAACCGAUAACCGAUUGCAAGGAUUUGAUGUCUGCUAAAUUACCGAAAAUAAAAGAGAUCUCCGCAGCGAAAACAAUGUUGGGCAAAGCAGCUGCUCUCAAAGUAGUGAAUAAGGCGAGGGAUGAAAUGCUUGUGCCACUAUCGCCAUUGCAAAUUUACAAUGUUAAGAUAGCUCCAACUGUCCUUGCGUAUGACUCGGUUGCACCUAAGAGUACGAACUACCGCACGUUACGUGUAGAGAAUCUGAACGCUUUUCCAGUUAUGCUACGUCUGAUCAGCUUGGUAUCAAAAGCGAUUAGUUUUCCAAACGGAUCCUUAAUAAUCCUCCAACCUGGUGAACAGACUACGAAGAUAGUUGAAUACCGAGCUCAAAGACUCGGCAAAUUCAAUACAUAUAUCGAUUACGUUAUCAAUGAUAACCAUUCCUUUGCAAUGACAAUCACAGCCAAUGUAGUCGUCAAAUCUUUGAAUCUCAAUGUCAAGCAAAUAACUUUUGGCAAAGAGUAUUUACCACGAGAAGCUUAUCAGCCUUCUAGUUUGUUUGUUGAAAUAAAGAACAAGUUGGAUGCAAAUACAAGUUUCUUGUGGGAUUUGCGCUCAAAUUGCAGCUUUUCGGUAUAUCCAAUGUCUGGUGAGGUGAGGGGAAAUCGCACUUUAUUUGCAGAAGUAACUUAUGAUCCAGUUUCCUCAAAAUCUAGUAAUACGGAGGCUGUGAUGACCAGUGAAUCUGGUACAUGGGUUAAUCUGAAAAUAGACGUCGUACCAAAAAAGCCAGACGUUGCAUUUAUCAAUGAAACCAUCAACUUGGAUAGAAUACCAUUAAACAUGGCUACAACUAUCAACGGAGUUCUCCACAAUGCCGAGUUUAGCGAGGUCACAUUUCAAGUAGACCAAUCCAAAUUGGUUUGCGGAUGCGAAGUAUUUCCACAGCAUGGUAUCAUCCCCCCGCGUGGCAUCGUCAUACUAGAAGUGAAGAUGAGAUUUGACGCAUGCUUUAAGUUCUCCAUAACAGUUGACGUUUUGGUACAGAAGUGCUUACAGCUGCAGAUGAAGUUAAUUGGCCAAGUAUCAUACCCAAUGUUAAAGCUAUCGCCGGAAACAAUUAGUAUGAAAAGAAUUAGCGUCGAUGCAUUUGCUACACAUUUGUUGACUGCUAGCAAUGAUGGAAAAACUAUUCUCAAAGUGGAAUUUCUUCUUGAUGAAUACCCUGGUUUUAACGCUUCUCUUUCUCCACACAGAGAAGAUCCUGGUAUAGACUCUAAGGGACUAACCAUAGCACCGGGUGCAUCUGUAUCAAUUUAUCUACACUUCAUUCCAAUUGAUGUUGCCAGUUACGCCUUUUAUCUGCCUAUUGUUAUAAAUGAAAUAAUAGGCCCAGCCGCCCUCGAUGGUCUAAAGUCUAUUAAACCAUCCGAUUUUUUGAAACCUCGUGAAUCUUAUUACGCUCAUUUCCCUGGCAUUGAAAUCACUGAACUUCCGCAAAUUUUUCCAACUGUUUUUGUCGAUUGUACGGUGUCUGGACAUGUUAUAUCAUUCAGUCAAUAUAUAUUCAGUUUUGACUUCGCAUCAAACAAGGUCGAAGAUAAAUUGCAAAUAUUCAAUGAAACUGUUCAAGAGGUUUCAUUCAUUAUUCGUAUCGAUGAUUUCACACAGCUGAAAAGUCCCUUCACGAUCACAUGGAUCUCUGGCGUUAAGCCAACUUUUACAUCAGUUUCAAUCUUUUGCACACUUCAGCCUCAAGAGGAGAUUAUUUUUCUACUUGAAUUCAAACCAUUUGAUUAUGGAAAAUUUAAGAUCGAAGCUCCGAUAUUUGUCAGAGGAGAACUCCAAGGCGAUAUAUUCAGUAGUCUUAUUCUCAGUGGAAGAAAACUUGUGAGUUGCAUCGUCUCUGAUAAAAGAGAACUGUACUUUGCACCUGUACCACUCGGUGUUGAAACUGAACAAAAAUUAAUGAUCAAAGUUUGUCGCUGUGAAAAUAAUCACGAGAUAAAAGCUGUUGUAAUAAAGCCCAAAAAAUUGAACGGUACUUACUCGGAUAAUUGCAUACUCGUGAAAUUCCUCAAAGGAAACGUAAUCACCGGUAAUGAAAGCAAUGAAGAACUCGAAGUCUAUGUGACAUUCCGAAGCGAAUUUCCAGUCGCUUUCAGCACUGAUAUAGAGUUUCGUGUAGGCGAUGUAGCUGCAUGCUCUAUACGUGUCUGUGUCAUUGCAGAUAAUUGCAUUUUAACAACUUAUGGUUACUUGCGAGGCGGUAUUGAGCACAAUGGAUUUACACGGCCAGCAGAGAGAUAUUCGUACCCAUCGAUAUCGUCACGGGGUGAAAAUAGCUCAUCAUUGACCAAACAAGAAAUCGCUUUCGAGGAACAUAUUGACUCUGCUACGAAGAGGCUCAGUAUUCAAUCUGGUAUAAGUGGAACAAGCCAAAAAUCAUUUAAAAACACUGAAAUAAGAUCGGGACAUAGUCAAAAUGAUGAGAAUUUGGAAAAUAAUUAUGAAGGGGUCUCACUGAAUUCAAAGAUAUUGAGCGCGCUGCCGCCAGUUUUUGAUCAUUAUAUAAAAUUAUCGAUGACUGGAUACCCAUACUUUCCUAUUAUUAAAUCCGGUGAGACCGAUAGUCACUCUCAACGAACUCUUACCGCUGCAGAGCAAUGGAUGUUUGCCAGUGGAUUUAAAUUUAAUUUUUAUCCAAGUAUCGUCGAUGGCAUUACCGGAGUGAUGUCUGGUGUCUGUUCGAUAACAUCUACGUUUAGUGACAGGCGAAAAGCGCACACGGUCAACCAAUCCUUCAUUGAUAUAUUAGUAUCACUUGCUGGAACAGAUGUGCUCAAAUAUAUUGGAGAUCCUUCCGAAAUACCUAAAAAUCCUAUGGACAGAGCAAGCUAUACCCUUAAACUGUACGAAAAUGCCCUGAAAUUUUUAGAAGUUCAAGGGGCGUUCUUACCGCACGUAAAUCCAGAGUUUCUUCUCAGUUACAAUGAUUAUUUAUUAAAUGAUCCACAAGGCAGAUCUAUAUUAGCAGAUCAACUGGCAUUGGAAUCCGACACCAUAGUAUGGCCUGAAAAAAUGCUGAGGGAUCUUUUUCAAGCUCGCAGCAAACAGUACUGGCUUGACGUAGCUCUGCAAACAUUUAAAACCUUAGUUCUUCAGCGAGUCAGCCUGAAAAAUUUGAAAGAAAUAACAAAAGUCCCUUGGAACCAACGAGAUUCAAGCGAAUCUGGUUUAGAAUCGAGCACGCUUAGUGUGCUUGAAUAUUUGGCAUCAAAAGAAAGCGCUCAGGAUGGGACAAGAGAUAAAACCGAAUAUUCUACCGAAGAAACUCUACUAUUGAACUGGCUGGAUUACCACUUCGAGCGGCAACAAUUUGAGGGGUGGAUGAUGGACGACAGAGUUAAUCCAAACCCGCAAGCCCGCGGAGAUGUAAUCGAAUCGAGAAAAGUAUCAAAUUUUGAAAGCGAUCUUGCCGAUGGUUUAGUAUUAAUCGCCGUUACUGCUGCUCAUUGUUCAUACUUGAUUCCUGAUCACUUCAAAAAUAUCUACAUCACUCCACGGAAUGUGGAAGAGAUUCAUCACAAUGCUAUAUGCCUUACCGCUGCUUGGAGAAAAAUUCGGCUCGGUUUUAUGAUAACACCUGCUCAAAUUACUUCGCCGAAUUGUGUUCAAAUGGUGAUGCUCGUCACUCACUUAUUUCGUACACUUCCAACUUAUUUACCAAGCGCAAAGGUUCAAUUCUGUUGCCCUUUAUCAGAAACUCUUACUCGCCAAAUAUCUUUCACCAAUGCAACGGACUAUACCGUCAGUUAUCUUUUCGAAUUCAUUGGGAACGAAAUGAAUUUAUUUACCGCAGUAACGUCUAAGCCAGUUAUAACUCUCGAUGCUCACGGAACCGGUAGCUUCAAGAUUCAAUUUUGCGCAAGAAAAAUUGCGGAUACUCAAGCUCACAUUAUUUUAUGUGGAUCAUCAAUCGCCCCAAAUUUCGCGAGUAAUCAGGUAUUCAUUUUGGAGGGUUGCACAAGUUACUUGGGCGUCAUAAAUAAAUAUGAGUUUGAGAAAGUGUUGUAUAAAGUCUGUGAUGAAACUUUGAAGAUUCCUGUACCAUUCGAAGAAUCAGCUGAAUAUGAAAUUUCACUGAGCGAAGAACAGCCCACGACCCCUGCAAGCUUGAAAAUGAGUCGAUGGGCGGAAUUAAGAACCAGAAAGGUACCACGUCGAUUAUUUCUCAAUCAAAAAACUCUCGUCGUGACCAAAGGUGCUUACCAAGCAGAUCUAUCGAUAACUGUAGCUUGCAUUGCCACUACCAAGCGAUCGUUUUGGAUCGUUUUCGAAUCCAAGAUCGGCGAUUUCAUAAUUCAAAUUGAUUCAGCUUCCAAAAAAACGACGUCAGAUUACAUCACCGUUGAGUGGGAGCGAGAAACUUGCAAUUGCUCCGAUUUACCCAACGGAAUAUCGAAUACCUGUCCAUUGAAUAUUAGAAUACCUAUUCCAACGAGAAAUUUUCAGCUAUGGAAUUGUAUAAACCAAAUGUUCCAGAAAACGUUGGAACCAAAGGAGCGUUUGUUCUGGUCUCGGCACUUGGAUACCAAUAUUGGAUUGAGACUCAUUCACUGGCUUAUGGGUGAUUACCACGAUUUAGCAGCAAAAGAGUUUGUGCAUAUUUUCAAUACGUCUGUUACUUAUCACAUUACGACUGCAGACAAGGAAUAUGUUAUCACACCUCCUGAAUUUUCGAUACAAGACGUGCGGCUCCGAAAUACAAAAAUCGACAUGACUGUUCAUAUUCUGCAAAACACACCACAAGUCUAUGAAACAAUGAUAAGAUUUUCUUCGCUCGACAACAUGGAAUAUCGAGCUUAUAAAUUGCAAUUAAUUUGUAAAACACCCAUCUUGUCGUCGCCUACCUCUAUUCCCGAGAAUGUAAUGAAAAAAAGGAGGAAUCGGAAGUAGACCACUUCAGAUCUCACCAAUCACAAUAAGUAAAUCGAAUUCAAAGGUACGGCAAUAUUUCAUGAUUAAAAAUACUGAUUUAUAGAUUUAUCUCUUUAACAGAUAAUUAUCUUUCUUCAUGUUCUUCAUCAUUAACACCUGCGUGAUUUAAAUCCCAGUAAUGUUCUCCGUAGGCUCCGUUUUGAUCGCCCCAUCUCACCUAGCAAAGGCGAUAUUUUUGAAAAAUCACUCUAUUCAUUUGACAUUAGAUUCCUUCCAAUAUAUUUAUUCUCACUUUUCCCUGAUGACGGUUAGUUUCCAAAUCUCUCUCCUCAAAGCGUUGUUCCCACUCCCGUGGAUUCUCGCAAACGUGUCCGAAUUGAAUCUUAUUCGGUGUUGGUUGCUCAGCAAAAAUAUCUCUAGAUUAAUAAAUUGAUCAAAUCUCAAAUACAUAUUCGGUGUAAUGAGAAAGUUUGAUAUAAUAAGUAUAUAAAAUGAACGGAAUCUUACUGGAAAAAUUGUCCCUUGUUCAGAAGACCAGCUAAAAUUUUUCUUGGUAGUUCAAAAGAUGCUUCUUGUUCUAUUUUUUUCAUACCUGCCGUUUCGUAGAGAAGUAAACACGUUACAAAACUAAUAAAAAUUUUUAUUGGGUCAUCAUUUUACCUGAGAUAGGUUUGUCGUCUCGAUAAUCAUCCUUAAUAGGUUGAGCUUUAGUCCAAUUGCCCGAGUAAAUAUUGAAGAUCAACAAA
Molecule: messenger RNA, 9275 nt
Organism: Athalia rosae (coleseed sawfly)
Lineage: Eukaryota; Metazoa; Arthropoda; Insecta; Hymenoptera; Athaliidae
Product: cilia and flagella-associated protein 47-like
Exons: 28
Coding region: 1735-8547 (2270 amino acids)
Source: RefSeq, a predicted model, not a curated record